Molecule: messenger RNA, 3167 nt
Organism: Electrophorus electricus (electric eel)
Lineage: Eukaryota; Metazoa; Chordata; Actinopteri; Gymnotiformes; Gymnotidae
Gene: rcan3
Product: regulator of calcineurin 3
Biological process (GO): calcium-mediated signaling
Cellular component (GO): nucleus; cytoplasm
Molecular function (GO): nucleic acid binding; calcium-dependent protein serine/threonine phosphatase regulator activity
Source: RefSeq, a predicted model, not a curated record
UCUGCGUUUAAGAGAGGCUCCCGAGACACACCGAGCAGCAGUCGGAGAGUUUGAGUCAGAUAACGGUCAGGGAGCAGCACCGCGCGCCUCAGGUGAACCCACUGCACCCAGGCUACAAACGCGCGCGACGGACUGGCGGCGUUUACCGGCGCACCUGCGUGGCUUGACUCCACAGAGGAGCACGGCGAGAGCGCGAAGUGGUCGUGAAAUAAUUCGCUGCUUCAUCUUUUUCUCAUCCGCGCUAAAGGGGAAUGCCAUCGAUAAACAUGAAACUGGAAAUGGUGACGCUCAUCGCCUGCGAUGUGGACACGGAGGUGUUCGCGUCCGACAAAAUGCAGGAACGUUUCGAGUCACUGUUCCGGAUCUACGAUGAUCAGACGACGUUCCAGAUGUUCAAGAGUUUCCGGAGAAUUCGGAUCAGCUUCAGCACACCAGAGGCAGCAGCACGGGCCCGCGUGGAUCUGCACGAGUCUGAGUUCAACGGCUCUAAACUCGAACUCUACUUCGCACAGGUGCAGAACUCAGGUGAGGACGUGGAUAAAGCAUACCUGGCCCCGCCCCAACCCGUGAAGCAGUUCCUCAUCUCUCCGCCCUCUACCCCGCCUGUGGGGUGGAGCCAGAGUGAGGAUGCCACGCCCAUCAUCAACUAUGACCUGCUCUGCGCCGUGGCCAAACUGGGUCCAGGUGAGAAGUACGAACUUCAUGCAGGCACAGACUGCACUCCGAGCGUGGUCGUGCACGUGUGCGAGAGUGAGACAGAGGAAGACGAGGAGGCCCGACCCAAGAUGAAGUUCGUCCAGACCCGACGUCCCGACAGUCCCCCGAAAGUCUACAACUAAACGCCUCCUUCCCACCGCACGCGUCCUCUGUCUCGACCUGUCUCUUUCUCACACGGGGAGGGAAUGACCCUUCAUUUUGGCUCUAAUUAAAAAAAUCAAACAUGUAGACUGGGUGCUGAUGGGGGAGAAUCCCAAGGCGGAAGACUGGACUGUGCUGGUCUGGACCCGACGCUCUGACCCACAGAUGCAUCACUGUCUCAUAGACCAGACAGGUGGUGGUGGUGUCCCACCCCACCCCACCCUUCCACACACGUUUUAAUGUCCUCGCUAGCGCAUAGUUAUUCUCAGUAGUGUAGCACUAGGUGCUGUAGUAAUGUAUCUAUCUGUAUUAGUACAGUCAAGGUAGUGAAUUAUUAUUAGACUUCGUUACUGUCUUUCCCUGUCUGCUCAAUGAGGGAUCAAAACCUUUUUUUUUUUGUCGUUUUUUUAAAAAACUGGUUUCCACAUUGCCGUUUUUUCCCCUCAUGACUGUUAUCCUCUCGCGUAUGGGACGAUGGUUUGGGUUUGAACGCCGUGGGCUCUGGGUGUGUGGUGGAGCGGAUAUCACGUCAGUGACACGCUGGCACACAGAGAGACAGACACGGAUGUGCCGACGCAAAGACGCGCGGGCUGCCGUGGCUCCAUGAUGAACGGGUUGGCCACUUGGAAUCACCGCCCUUUUUUUAAACUUAAAUAGAAGCUUUGAGAUGUUUGUUUACUAAGCUAGUUGUGUGUUGUUGUUAUGGCUGUUAAUACUAUUCUAACCCUGUAUUUGAUACCACAUAUCUUUUGCAUGCUUACUGCAGUGGCUAAUGAGGGCCAGGUGUGUUUUCUACUGACCAACUGGAAUGGGGGACUUGGCGUGAUUGGUGUGUAUCCUGAAGACUGUACAGGUUGCUGGGUUACUGAAGACUGUACAGGUUGCUGGGUUACUGAAGACUGUACAGGUUGCUGGGUUACUGAAGACUGUGUGGCUGUUUCAGUGUGGGCAACUCGAAGGGAAGUUGAUUUACAAGUAGCUUUUAAAAGUUUGAAAGAAGAGAUUAUUUGGUAAAACAAACGACAAAGGAAAAGUCUUUGUUUAAUUUUUAAUGGCGUUACUCUGCUCUGUGCUUGUAGUCAUCUCCUGACUGCGUGGGGUCUUGUGAGUGCGGAGAGUUUACUACGCUCACACUCUUCCAUGUUCUAGAAUACUCUGCUCACACUCUUCCGUGUUCUAGAAUUAUCUGCGCACACUCUUCUGUUGUAGAAUUCUUCAUGUGCACUCAGCAGCCUUGUAUGACAUUCUGAAUCUGUUUGGUUAACAGUGCUGUGAAAUUCCAGAACUCCGUAACUGUGAGUGGAAUUGUGAGACCACGCGCCUGUCUGCAUGUUUUCUACUCUUUCUCUCGCUUCACCUCUUGAGAAGUCUAAUAUGAUGUUCCUUCUUCAUUAUACCAGCAACAACAUCAGCAACAACAGUCACAUUGAAGACUCACAAAAGUAAAAAAUGCAACCAAAAUUAAGAUUUUAAAUUUAAAACUUCGACCAUGUGAUUUUGUAAUGAUUUAUACUGGAGUUUUAAAUUUGGAAAGGUUAUAACACACAUCCACACACACCCACAUAUUCCCACACACAUCCACAGAUGGAAAAAGUCAGAACUGUGAUUUGUGAUGUGCUUCAAAAAACAGGUGCUGUGGGUUCCCAGUGACCAUUUCCUGCUGCAGCUGUACCGUGUCUGCUGUAUGACCCCAGAGGUCAACCAUCUAAAUGUGUGCAUGUCUAAGAACUGUCUUAACAGUGGUGGUCCAGCCUCCUCGGAGACCCUCCUCACCGAAGCUUCGCAUCACGGCCACAUCUGUGUGCUACAACUUUAACCUCCAUGUCCUUUCAAAGUUAUUGUUGUUUGUCUGGUAAAAACCACCAGUAUAUUAGUGAUUCUCACCAGUACAGUACUGGUUCCAUUGCAUGGCAUCAAUUGUUCUCUUUCCUGGAGAUCAUCUCAGUGUGGGGGCUUGUACUGUGAACAGAUGAAAAGGAUUUAUUUCAUGCUGGAGAGAGUGUGUGUGGGUGGGUGUGUGUGGGUGGGUGGGUGGAAGACUGAUUGCUGUUGAAAGCAUGAACAGUUUGAGAAGUGAAUGAAAGAAUCAGAUUGCAUUAAUGCUUUACCAAACACCAAGCAGGUUCACAUGUCCAAGGCUCCUCUUACACUGAUGGUGUUAUACCAACAGUCUUCUGUUUUUGGUUGUUUAUUGUGCUGGGGAAAAUUGGGCGUCUUUUCAGUGGUUACGGCUUCAAAGUUUCUUUAAUCAAUACAGGAAACAUGUUGGACUAUGUAUUGUGAUAAAAAUAAACUAAAACAAUUUCUUA